Messenger RNA from Neurospora crassa OR74A, 761 nucleotides. RefSeq lists its product as hypothetical. The coding region runs from base 149 to 562 and encodes 137 amino acids. The transcript has 2 exons. The record is from RefSeq and is a predicted model, not a curated record. NCBI's taxonomy places the organism in Eukaryota, Fungi, Ascomycota, Sordariomycetes, Sordariales, Sordariaceae. Gene Ontology annotation, cellular component: mitotic spindle; mitotic spindle pole body; spindle microtubule.
UUCCCCCCUCCCCCCCCCCCGCAAUUAAGGAACAUUUUCCAAAACUCCCGUCCGGCUUGCUCCUUUCCUGCUCGUCGUCAAAUGCCUAACCCGGAGUGCCAUUCCGCUCUGUAAACAACUGAAGGAAAAAUAGGAGGGGAAAAAAAAAAUGGCAUCCCAAAACUUCCUAGGAGCCUCCAUCACGGGCGGCACCCGAGAAAAGACGUACUUUGAGCAGCAGCGCGAAGCACUGAUUGGGGAAAUCGCAAACAGCUUUGAGCACGUGUUGGCGAAUAUCAACAAGCUGAACCGCUCGUUGGAGGCUGUUAUUACUGUUGGCAACGAAUUCUCCUCUGUCGAAGCCCUCUGGUCGCAGUUUGAAAAUGUCAUGGCCAAAGAUCCCUCGGAGACACAGGGACAGCAGCAGCAGCAGCAACAAGGACAGCAACAACAAGCCGAGCAAGGAACAGCAACAGCACGACAAGAACACGGACAGAGACGGGGCCAAGAAGGACGACAAGAAGAGGAUGAUACCAAGAUGGAGGUGGAUGAGGAGGAUAGCAAGAUUAAGAUGGAGAGGUGAAUCGGGCACACGGAAGGAGAUCCAAGGACAACAUGUCACGUCCGAAGAAUGGACGCCGGACAGCUGAACUCUGGAUUGGACAAAUAAUCACACGGAAGGAUGGAUAAGAUACCCAGGCAAUUAGGCCAAUGCGAAAGCAUUCAAAUCAAUUCAAGUAAGAACUAUUAACAGUUCGGUUCACAGAUACACCCCGAGGUAC